AUGGAGAAACCAUCAAAGGACCCUCUCCCUUUAUCUCCAGGAUGUAAAAUGGAAGAUGAGGACAUCACAAAAUAUUGUUUAGGAGGAAAGACAAUGAGCUCAGCUAUGGAUGGAGGAAUUCACAGUGUGGAAAGACCAUCAAAUCUCUCUGACUCUGAGCAACCUCAUACUGUGAGGGAUGGUGCUGGAAUUCAGGAGGAGGAGAAAUUUUCCAGUCCCGAAUGUGGGGAAAGUUUUAGCUCUGAAUUAAGUCUUACUAUACCUUGGAGAUCUCACACGGGUGAGAAACUUCAUUCCUGUUCUGACUGCGAGAAACGUUUUACAAAGAAGUCAAAUCUUUGCGAAAAAUGUUUUUCACAAAAAUCAAAUCUUGUUAUACAUCAGAAAUCUCACAGCGGGGAGAAGCCACAUUCCUGCCCUGAGUGUGGGAAAUGUUAUUUACACAAGUCAAAAUUUGUUUUACAUCAGAGAUCUCACACGGGAGAAAAGCCAUAUUCCUGCCCCGAAUGUGGAAAAUGUUUUUCACAGAAAUCAGACCUUGUUAAACAUCAAAAAUCUCACACAGGUGAGAAGCCAUCGCCCUGCCCUGAGUGCGGGAAAUGUUUUUCAUUGAAAUCUAGGUUAGUUAUACAUCAGAGAUCUCACACAGGGGAAAAGGUCUAUUCCUGCACUGAAUGCGGAAAAUGGUUUUUUAAAAAAUCAGACCUUGUUAAACAUCAGAGAUCUCACACAGGUGAGAAGCCGUAUUCUUGUCCUGAGUGCCGGAAAUGUUUUUCACGGUUGUCCUCAGUUUACGCACAUCAGAAAAUUCACGCAGAUGAGAAGCCAUAUUCCUGCCCUGAGUGUGGGAAAUGUUUUUCAUGGCAACACGGUCUUGUUAUACAUCAGAGAUUGCACACGGGUGAGAAGCCACAUUCCUGCCCUGAGUGUGAAAAAUAUUUUACACGGAAAUCAGGUCUUAUUCUACAUCAGAGAUUACACACAGGCGAGAAGCCGUAUUCCUGUGCUGAGUGUGGGAAAUGUUUUAUAAGGAAAUUAGGCCUUGUUCUACAUCAAAUGUCUCACGAAUGAAUCUGAACCCCGCAGAAGUCAAUGGGAGCAGAAUUGUUAAAAAUUAAUUCAAGCCAUUUUUAACUCUAAUGGGUAAGAGAUUGUCAAAGAUCAUGGAAAGCUGGGCACUGCCCUUGGAGAUAUUGAGAUGUAUACUACUAGGAAACUACAGACCAAUCAGCCUAACAUCAAUAGUAUGUAAGAUAUUUGAGGGAAUGAUGAGGAACUCCAUACAGAAAUUUGUCUGUAAUAAAAGGUAUUGUAAGUGACAACCAGCAUGGAUUUAUGGAAGAGUGUUCUUGACCCACCAACCUGUUAUUAUUCUAUGAGGAAGUGAGAAAUUGGAUUGUGGAAGUUCUGUGGAUUGAGUUUAUCUAGAUUUUGCACCUCCAUAAAUGUUUAAUCCAAGAAAAUAAGGUUUGUUGAAGUUGAUGGAAUUGUAUGUAGAUGGAGAGGAAACUGAUUACAUGAACGGGCCCAGAGAGUAGUAAUAAACGACCCAUUCUCUGACUGGUGGGCCUCAGGGUUCUAUCUUGUGGCCAAUGCUGUUUAAUUUGUUUAUUACCGAUAUUUGGAAUCAAGAGCUCAGUUGCCGUUUUUGUUGAUGAUACCAAAUUAUGCUAGGAGAUAACGUUGACACAACAUGUAGCAUCCUUAUAGGAAGACCUUACCAAAAUAAAGGGUUGGGUAGCCACAUGGCAGAUGAGGUUCAAUAUGGAGAAAUGUAAAGUUAUGCAACUGGGUGCCAAAAAUAUCCAUUGGGAGGGGCUCCCCUGGGAGAAUCGGUGAUGAAAAGGGAUAUACAGUUGCUUGUAGAUCACAGACUUGGCAAUGGAAGGCAAGCAGACUACACUUAUGCAGUAAAAAGGACACUGGUUCCCCCUCAUCUCAUAUGCAGUUCAGUUGUGGUCAGCAAUCCUCAAGAAAGAUGUUGAAUUAGAAAGGGUUCAGUGAAGGACAACACAAUUAAUAAGGGGGAUGGAGGACCUCAGCUAUGAGAACCAAUGACAUAGAUUAUGUUUUUUUUUCUGAAGAGAUGCCUAAAAGAGGAUAUGAUUACAAUGUAAGAUAGACUUGAUCUGCUUUACCUGAUCCCUAGGGAUCAAAGGCUCUGGUAAGGGUCAAGUGUGUUCAUCGGUGGUGGUUUCUUUGUCUAUUGCACACUGUUUUGUCCAUCAUUCACUGGGGGAUGUCCUGUAUGUGUUAAUCAUCGCACAGAUUUACACUAUGCUAGCAUUUUUAUUAUUUUUCUUGGCUGCUCCGUCGGUGGACUGGUGACCCUUUGGAGGAUCCAAUCAGGAGGCAAGCUGCGCUGCUAUCCAUUUGAUUUGGCUAUUUCUGCACUACUUGCACUACUAUCUGAAAUUCUGGUAAGGGUCAACAUUUCUUAUUGGGUGAUGGCUCCAGAUUUUUUCACCUUGGCAGCAGGAUUAUCAUUAUAGAUUGGACACGCUGUGGACUUUUUCUGUAGUGUCUUCACAUUUAUUAUUGGACUUUAUUUAUUUUCUAUGCUUGUGAACCAUUCACAUCAUUCACAUUAUUUAU
This is a messenger RNA of Rana temporaria (common frog), 2595 nucleotides long. RefSeq names its product gastrula zinc finger protein XlCGF17.1-like. The transcript has 2 exons. Lineage: Eukaryota; Metazoa; Chordata; Amphibia; Anura; Ranidae. Bases 1 to 1071 code for a protein of 356 amino acids. The record is from RefSeq and is a predicted model, not a curated record.